This is a messenger RNA of Rhipicephalus sanguineus (brown dog tick), 2550 nucleotides long. RefSeq lists its product as uncharacterized. NCBI's taxonomy places the organism in Eukaryota, Metazoa, Arthropoda, Arachnida, Ixodida, Ixodidae. The transcript is spliced from 4 exons. The record is from RefSeq and is a predicted model, not a curated record. Bases 56 to 658 code for a protein of 200 amino acids.
CAAAGACAACGCAUGUCAUCAAGGCGAAUCCGAAGUUUCAGCUGCUGCAGACUGCAUGGAUGAUCACAAGCGAGAGCUGGUUGCAAUGGAGAGGCACAAUAUUAUCCGUGAAAUGUCAGUGGAGGAAAUUAUUUUGGCAUUUCCCGUCUUCAGGGAAGAGUCAUCUCUGCUUGGGGAGUUCAGGGUCCUCUGGAACACCGACAUCGUUGACUGCUUCGAGAAGGGCAUCAAGAAGCUGUUCCUCGUGCUAAUGAACUGCGGCACGAGCGAAGAGAUUCAGGCAAUUUCUGAGCCGGACAACGAUAUUCUUCUUGUGGUGUUGAACUCCAUUGCCAGGAGAUGCGGGGAGGAGCUGGAUUCCAUCUUGGUCAAGGGCAACGCGCUGCCAACGCCCUGCCUUGUCACGUCUGACUACAAAAACAUCGAUAUGUUCGUCAAUGGUUCCCGUCUGUUUGCUGCGUCCUCCCUGCUCGGAGGCCUCUGCGCGUUGUUCGCAUCCUUCUGGCUCCUCCAGUUGGAGUACUCCCAGUGCGGGCAGGGCAUCAUGACGUUCCUGGAGCACGCAUUUCUUGACUUCGACUACACCACACCACAGGGCAAAUGCAAGAGGUUCAUCAACUUGUACAGGAGAGUAACAGCCGUUGACUCUCGUCGAUGAUCUAGGGUAGUCGCUAAAUCUCUAACUUGCAAGCCCUUCAAACAGUUGCACCCUAUGGCACUUGCUUGCAUUUUCUUUCUUGAAAACUCUGCACUCAGAACGGUCCUAUAAAAAAAUGUUAUGUCGUGCCAUUAGCGUGCGCACGCAUCCGCAAUGACCUGAAAGUAGUGUCAUUAUAAAACCUUGGCAGCACAAACAAACAAGGCACAGAAGAGCAGUAUCGUUUGUUUCUGCUACCAAGUUUUAUGAAUUUAACUGACUAGCCCGCUUAUCUACCUUUCCAAAAGUAGCGGCCUUGUGGUGUUCGAGCAAGAAAGGGCACGCAAGAUCAAUGACAGGCAUUGCAGGGGACAGAAAUACACCCCAAUGGAUGCAAUUGUUUUUAGAGUGUAGUCAUUGUCAUGUGCAAUUAUUGCAAGUCAUAGACCUCCUUGAGCAUUUGAGUGAGGUUUUGUACUGUUGUCAGACCGUUCAUCACAUAGCUGUAACAAUUGAAGAAAUGUAGCAAACUGUGCAGUACGGUGUGACUUCUACAUCUUUAACCACUGUCAAUGUCACAGUUGAGAAAAGAGGUAGUGCAGAGUUCGGUGUGUUAGUUCAAUUCAGUUGUACUCUAUGUUCAUAAUCAAAAGUACACAAUAGCUGAGCUAGCUGGUCCAUAAAGAAAGGCUGUGACCAAGCAGCUGAUGGAGAAUGCCUGGGCUUGAUUUCGCCCGAAAUUGUUUUUUUUUUUUUAUGGACAAUAGCUGCUAUGAAGAUUGGCAACAGCAGCUGCAGUGUGGGAGCCAGUUUGUAAUGUGCUAUUCCAGUGUAAAAGAGAAAUAAUAACAGACUGUCAUUAAACAGAAUGUUCCGUUUAAGCCUCAUUUACUGAGAGAUGAACACGGCUGCAGAAUUCAAGCACAAUAUCAAUUGUAGAUGCUGUUGUUCCAAUUAAGAGACUUAGAGUCUACCGUACAUAAGCUUUUAUUCCAGAUAUCUCAAAAUGGUUUCAUUUCUACAGUGUUGCGUUAAUGGUGUUUUAUAUUUUUAUAUGUUGCAAGUAAUUUUGGUUCAAAGCCAGUGUUUCUUUCCAGAAAAAAGAUUGCUGACAUCGCACUCUAAGAUAAUAAAAAAAUUGUUGCUGGACAAGUUGGCAUGACGUGAUUAGAAAGACAAUCCUACUGUAUAUUCAUACAAGUUUGAAGAUUGACAAAUGUAACGUCUUAUAUGUAUACUAGUCUGUCUUUGUGUGGGCAUGCUGGUUUAAUUAAAGUCAUGUUAAAUGCAGUCUAUGCCUCUAGUCACAUGGUACAUCAAUCUUGCCCUCAUUUUAAACUUGGCCUGAACCAAUGCGUGCAACAUAUACCUGUAUGUACGCAUAUAGAUUGUCAUAAGUGCCUUGAAAAACUUUUCACUUGCUGUUUCAAUAAGCAGUUUUCAUUAAAGGCACGUCAGUUGAUACAGUCACGUUAGACUUUCUUGAAUCUUUGAUGGGAGAGUUGUAUGUCCACUGAUUAUGGAGCAGUGCUCUAAAGUUGAAUACCUUUGUUUUGUCGCUGUGAUCUUCACUUCAUGCCAGCAAAAGGCUGGCGUGAUGUGCCUGUACAAAAAAAAGAACAUUCUGUUUGUUAACACUUUUGUUGCAUUUCCACUGUAUCACAAUAUUGUUGUAUUUUCUACAGUGUGUGUUGUUUUGUAAAAUACGAAUUUAGUCACAGUCAUUAUUUCAUCUGUGAGCUGUUAUGUUAAUGUUUUAUGUAUGAUACAGGUCUACAUAUGUCCUUUAGACUAACGACCAAGCUUUUAUAUCAGGAUUUAGCUCUUUCCUCUGCAUUUUAUGAAGGCUGUCUUUUGUAAAAAUUUUGUAGCGAUGCAAAUUGUGAGAAUAAACAUUUGCAGUUUUUGUUUUA